Molecule: messenger RNA, 588 nt
Organism: Morchella importuna
Lineage: Eukaryota; Fungi; Ascomycota; Pezizomycetes; Pezizales; Morchellaceae
Exons: 4
Coding region: 1-588 (195 amino acids)
Cellular component (GO): small-subunit processome; nucleolus
Source: RefSeq, a predicted model, not a curated record
AUGGGAGUCAACAAGAAAACCCGCAAGUUUGCCCAAGUCAAGCGCGUCAUCUCGUCCCGCGACUCGCGCCUCAAAAAGAACCAACUCAAGCAAGCCACCGCCGUGCCCAAAAAAGACAAGUCCGCCGAAGUCGUGCGCGAAAUUCCGCAAGUUGCAUCGUCGCUUUUCUUCCAGUUCAACGAGGCCCUCCGCCCACCAUACUCGGUCCUGGUCGAUACCAAUUUCAUCAACUUCAGCAUCCAGAAGAAGCUGGAGCUUAUUCAGGCCAUGAUGGACUGCCUGUAUGCUAAAGCGACGCCGGUCAUUACUGACUGUGUCAUGGCGGAGCUGGAGAAGUUGGGGCCGCGGUAUCGGAUUGCGCUGAGGAUUGCGAGGGACCCGCGAUUUGAGAGGGUCAAGUGUGACCAUAAGGGGACCUAUGCAGAUGACUGCAUUGUGAAUCGGGUCAUGCAGCACAAGAUCUAUAUUGUGGCCACGAACGAUAAGGAUCUGAAGAGGAGGAUAAGAAAGAUUCCAGGUGUGCCUAUCAUGACGUGUGGGACGGGGAAAUAUGUUAUCGAGCGCCUCCCCGACGCGCCGGAAAAAUAG